Stegastes partitus (bicolor damselfish) is the source of this 2312-nucleotide messenger RNA. It is a transcript of the gene zbtb35, whose product is annotated as zinc finger protein 131. Gene Ontology annotation, molecular function: DNA-binding transcription factor activity, RNA polymerase II-specific; protein binding. Gene Ontology annotation, cellular component: nucleus. The transcript is spliced from 9 exons. Gene Ontology annotation, biological process: regulation of transcription by RNA polymerase II. The record is from RefSeq and is a predicted model, not a curated record. The coding region runs from base 131 to 1843 and encodes 570 amino acids. Lineage: Eukaryota; Metazoa; Chordata; Actinopteri; Pomacentridae.
CUGUUACCUGCAACACUGUGGCGUUCGGCCAUGUUUAUUUACUUCAUGUUCCCGUGUCGAAACGCUUCCACAGCUGCAGCUACUCGCAGCGAGUUGGCCUUUGGUGAUAUGUGUUCGUCAGAGGGGAAUAAUGGCGGCGGAGGCGGAGGUGGAGGUGAAUGGAGGCUGCGAGUAUCCGGCACACUACAAAGUCAUGAUGGACAAGCUUAAUGAACAACGACAGCUGGACCAGUUCACAGACAUCACCUUGAUUGUGGAUGGACACCAGUUUAGAGCCCAUAAAGCAGUGCUGGCAGCAUGCAGUCAGUUUUUUCACAAGUUCUUCCAGGAUUUUACUCAGGAGCCUUUGGUGGAGAUUGAAGGAGUGAGCAACACAGCCUUUCGGCAGCUGAUGGAGUUCACGUACACGGCCACGUUAGCUAUAGGAGGAGAAGAAGAGGCCUACGAUGUCUGGAAGGCUGCUGAAUACCUACAAAUGCAGGAAGCCAUCAAGGCACUCAACAAUAAAAUAAAUGAAAAUUUUUCAACGCCAGGGAGGGGCAAAGGCAAAAAGAGAAAGAUUGCUGAGACAUCUAAUGUGAUUACAGAAACCCUACCCUCAGUGGAAGGGGAGCAGGUGGAGAUUGAAGUAAUAGGUGAAGGGGCCAUUGAGGUGGAGGAGUCGGGACUAGAGGAGGUGGUCGACGCAGCAAAGAACGCUCAGGCAGCAUCCGAUGACUCCGCUUUGGCUCUUCUUGCUGAUAUAACAAGUAAAUAUCAGCAAGGGGAACCAACCCUUCAGGUGAUCAAGAAGGGAGGAAUUGAAGAGCAGGAGGUCGUGUAUCAGGAGGAAACAGUAACUGCCUCCAAGGUGCUGGAGAAUGUCGAGGUUGUCGAGGUCCAGAUUUCUCAAGUAGACAACGUGUUUCGCUGCAACAAGUGCGACCGCAGCUUCAAGUUGUACUACCACCUCAAACAGCACUUGAAAACACACCUGGGAUCACUGGAGAAGCCCCAUGUCUGUAGCCACUGUGGUAAAGCCUACACACGGGAGGGCGCGUUGAAGCAGCACAUCAGCACGUUUCAUUUUGACGCGGAGGAGCUGUCUCGAAACCAGAAGCCCCAAAAGAAAGUGCACAUUUGCGAAUACUGUAAGAAGCACUUUGACCACUUUGGACACUUUAAGGAGCACUUGCGGAAACACACUGGUGAAAAACCGUAUGAAUGUCCAGAUUGUCACGAGCGAUUUGCAAGAAACAGCACAUUGAAGUGCCAUAUGGCAGCCUGUCAGAAUGGGGCUGGAGCCAAGAAGGGGCGCAAGAAGCUGUAUGAAUGCCAGGUCUGCAGCAGUGUCUUCAACAGCUGGGACCAGUUCAAAGACCACCUAGUGAGUCACACGGGAGUCAAGCCCAACCACUGCACCCUGUGUGACAUGUGGUUCACCCACCCCAAAGAGCUGAAGGCCCACCUCAAAGACGUCCACUCAAUCGAGGACAAGUCAACCGAAGAACUGGUCAUCACUGACUCCGCCGCAACCACCGCUCUCGCCAUAGCAACGCAGAGCAUAGAGGGAGCGGAAACGGUGCUGCUGGAUGACGGCAUUCACGUCGAACACGUCACGGUGGAGCCGGUGGAUGUGAUGGAGAUGGAGGAGACGGCGACAGUGGUGGUGGAGGACGGAGGGGUGGCGGAGAUGUGCGAGGAGGACAUGGAGAGGUUAAAACAGGCCGGGGUGCAGAUCCAGGUGGUGCACGUGACCACGACCGAAGUGGAUGGGCAGCAGGUGGUGAACCCUCAGGUGGAAGUCGAGAUGGAGGGAGAGGUGGUAAACGUGGAGGAGGCAGAGCAAGCAGUGGCUGUAUGAGGAUGUGGAAAGGAUUGAAACAGACGUCUUAUUUUCCAUACAGGUCACUGCAUGUGGGAUACAGCAUGUCACCUCAGUUUGUCCUGCUGUCACGUGAAGCGUCUCUCCUCCCACCACCACCACCACCACCCGUCUCUCUUUGAACUCUGAGUUAUGGACAGAGGAAUGAUUUUUUUGCUCUUGUUGCUGUAUUUAUUUUAAAAAGCCAUUUGCCAUCAUAUCCCAUAUUCUUGGUGUCUUCAGUGCUUCAUCAAUCCAUUUUCACGUGCCGUUUUUUUUUUUUAAUGCCCAUGUUUUAUCUCAGAUUCAUAUUUUUAUCCUUUGAACUUGGAUCACUCGCCAUGACAAUUUUACAAUGAAUGAAAUGUUGCCACUCAUAUAACAGCCGUUGUAUGCUGCUGGUGUUUCUCAGUGUUAAUUUCGUUGGAUGUUUAUUUUCAUAUUGACUUACGGUGUUUUGUUUUUUGUA